Sphaerulina musiva SO2202 is the source of this 704-nucleotide messenger RNA. RefSeq lists its product as uncharacterized. The coding region runs from base 169 to 432 and encodes 87 amino acids. Lineage: Eukaryota; Fungi; Ascomycota; Dothideomycetes; Mycosphaerellales; Mycosphaerellaceae. The transcript has 2 exons. The record is from RefSeq and is a predicted model, not a curated record.
GGAAAAGUGGAAGGUCGCAAUGGUAUAAAAGCUGUGAGAACCGUCAAAGACUGAAAACUAUUACCUCUCGCACCAUCCAAGAUCACCAGACCGAUAUCACUGCUGACAAGUCUCCGUGCAUCGUCAGUUCUCAAAGAGACCCCAUCAAGUACCACCUACCAGGACAAUAUGUCGUCUAGCAACACAGGGACCAACUCGGGGUCUGGCAGCAGCAGCGGCGGCGGCAACAACAGCGGCAAUAACAGCGGCAAUAACGGCGGGAAUGGCCAUGCAGGGGCAGGCAGCCAGAACGGGGGUGGAUCGUCCAGUGCUGGCUCCAGUAACGCCAACACUGCCAAUUCCAGCCAGAGACGCAUGUCGGAUAGAACGAUGAAGCAGCUCAUCAGCUCAGGAGAAAAUUGCCAAAGAGUCAGGGGCAUGAUCCCAAAAUGAUUGGGAAGCAUCUGGCUCAGUCAAUAGGAGGUAGAAGCGAGAUUCAGCAUGCCAGAAAUUUGCUACCUCGCCGAUAGGCUACGAGGUAGGAGGUACAUGUAGGUACAUGUAGGAGGUACAUGUACGUAGCAUGAAUUGGGGCUAGCAAGCUAGGUGGUAUAACUCCGGCGCGGACGGCUAGGGCCGGGCCGGGCUGGACCGAGCCAAUUUAACAUUCAACACUGUCUCUGCGACUUUCAAACCAUUUCCCCCAACAAGACCCAUUACGAAUC